AUGGCGGCAAUCAACAGGGUUGCAUCGCCAAUGAACAUUUGCCAAGAAAAUUUAGAACUAUCUAGAGAGAAACUUGACCGAAAAAUACAAAAACUAAGGGGUCGGCAAAAUGUUCGAUCACCUUUCCUCAUUGGAUCCAUUGAAGAAGUCAGUACCAAGAUCAGCAAACUUGACCGGAAGCUCCAGAGUUACACUGAACUUGUUGUAGAAAGUAGAGCUUCGGAACAUCAUCCAGAAUACAAACCACCGUCUAGUGCAAAAGGCAGGGAAAAAUAUCAAAUAAAAGAGAGAGAUGGCAAGGAACUCACGAAAUUUGCUGGAAUAUAUGCUGUCAAAUCAACAUUUGGUGUGGGUACCAGUGAGAGGGUCAAGAAUAUUUCAAAGAUCAGCAUGAAUCCAAGCAAAACAAAUGUAAAGAGAGAUUCAAACAAGCCCAAAUUUGUUGAGCUCCAUCAAUAUCCUGGCUAUGAUGCGACCGAGAUCACUCCUCUUCCUGAUGAAGUACCAGCUGUGCAGAUCUUGAGAAAGGUUUCUGAUGCCCAGGUUCACCUGCUGAAGAAGCCCAGUUACAGAGUGGAUUUUGACAAGUUGAUGCUUUCUCAGAUGUCACAAGCAAUAUUAGUGGACAUCUUCUGGUGGUACUUUCUGGAAAGAUUCCAAGCUGACAAGGAAGCACAGAGUAAACUUUUCAACAGGGUGUCACAUAAUUAUGUGAAGCUCCUUUUAUACUGCAAAGAUCCAAACUUACGGGAAGUUUUUCUCAAGGACUAUGCUAACAUCCUUGCUCAGGGAGUCUAUGCGUCAUUCUGUGAAUCUUUCCCAGAUUCCUACCGGCAGUUUGAUGCAGAUUUUAAGGAGGAUCUCAUCAGUCUGGUCACACAGUGGGUUGUUGGUUUGAAGCCAGCUCCCAGGACCUGGAUGAAGUGGAAUCUAGACAUGUUAGAACCAGCAAACAUCAAGGUUAGAGAGGAGAUGUCCAAGAAUAACAAAGCGGGGAAAAAGAUGUCUUCCAUGAACUUUGACUACUUGGGUGUGCCGACUGGUCAAGGCAGCAUACACAGCUCACAAACAACCCUAAAUCAAUCUGGAUCAGUCAAGUCAAAUGGUGAAGGACCCUUUGGGAAGAAAAAUGGCCAAGGUCCCAGGAAGGCAAAUUCAAGUAGUAAUGGCAGCUCCCAGGAUCUCAUAGGGAAAGUUGCUGAUGCUCAGGUCCCUCCGAAAUCGAUUCUCAAGAAAUCUGGCUCAGAGAAAGACGUGAAGAAAGUUCAGCAUGCCUUAGUGAUGUCACCAAUUGUGGAGACAAGGUUUCAGGAGCCAACACCAACUCCAACAGCAACGCCCAGCACUGCACUCUCAAGAAUAGCCGGUGGGAAGAAGAUUUCGCCAUAUUGGAAUUCGGCUUUUGAUCCAAAAAGAGAGUCUCAUCCAGCCUGUCGAGGCCCAGAAUUCAUCAAAUACGUGUUCAACAUCCAAGGCCAGAGUCCGCUUGUUGCACAUUUCCUGAAGAAGAAAAAUUUGAAGUCAACAGCUGGGGUAGAUGUGAAAGUGCAGCGAACAGAGAUUAAAAGUUUACCAUCAUUAGAGGAGAGAACAUACAUGGACAUCAUUUCAGAAAGUUUCAAGAAAGUAAAAAACAGGAGCAAAGAAUGCCAAGAGUUGUUUGAGAGAGGUCGGAAAGGAAGAGGAGAAUUCAUCAAAAAACUUCAAGAAGAACAGAAACUUAUCCUUGACAGACAAGCAGCCCUGUUGUCAAAUCCCAGAGAAAUAAAACGGCUCAGUAAUCUCAUUAUUUUGGAGCAUAGAAAAGAUCAAGAUUCAAUCACAGCUGGUGCUAGUGCUGCCAUGGACGCUGCUCUUCGAGCUACGACUACAGAAUAAAAAUGAGCUGUGGACAAUGUAUAUUUUCUCUGUGAAUACAUGUAAGAUUGUGAUGAACAUUAUAGGAUUUUUUGCAUAAAUAUCAAAGUGAAAUUGAUAAGUAAUAAGUGAUUGAGAGUGAAUUUCUACACUCAGUCUCGAUUAUCCAUUCGAUAUGUGUCCAAGAAUUUAACAAUCAGUGUUCAGAAUGUUGUUGUUACAUGUACAUGUGUCCAUGUAUCAUCCCAGAUGAGGUUGCUUAUGUUGUAAGUGAGUGAUUGCCAAAUGGCUGUGAUAUGAAUAUUAAUUCUUGCCAUUCAAGAUUAUGUAAAUAGAAGGUAUUGAUAAUGUAUUUGAGGUACAAUGUAUAAUAAUGUGUCGUGUAUUGUACAGUGUAUUGAACAUGUUUCGUUGAGAAAUAAAUAUUUUGUUGAGACUUUUGA
Lineus longissimus is the source of this 2300-nucleotide messenger RNA. RefSeq names its product protein FAM227B-like. The coding region runs from base 1 to 1878 and encodes 625 amino acids. NCBI's taxonomy places the organism in Eukaryota, Metazoa, Nemertea, Pilidiophora, Heteronemertea, Lineidae. The transcript is spliced from 15 exons. The record is from RefSeq and is a predicted model, not a curated record.